Gopherus evgoodei (Goodes thornscrub tortoise) is the source of this 4266-nucleotide messenger RNA. It is a transcript of the gene TMEM204, whose product is annotated as transmembrane protein 204. The coding region runs from base 701 to 1384 and encodes 227 amino acids. The record is from RefSeq and is a predicted model, not a curated record. Lineage: Eukaryota; Metazoa; Chordata; Testudines; Testudinidae. The transcript has 3 exons.
UUCUCCUCUCCAGUCUCUUUCACUUGCUGCUCUGACAGUGUAAGAGGAACCGGAGAGGAGCAGAUUCCUCAGGAUACUCCAAACUUCCAGAGCACCUUUGGGAUGAAGGCAUUCAUUUCAAAUUUGGCUUGGAUUUUAGAAUGAAGUUUCCUUCUGUUUGUAGGAUGUUCUGAGUUUUGUGGCUGAAAAGGCUUUCAGAGGUGCUGCUUCAUGACUCGUAUGUGAGUCUCUUUCUCCUCUUGCAGCUGCAUUCUGAAGAGCUGAGGCAUUGUGUCUGCAAGCAUUUCAGUCUGUUUUCCCAGGAACAACUCAGGUUUUCCCAAUUCAAGACUGGAUACUCUCUGGCUUUGCCUUGUCCCACAAGGAAUGGACCUCCCUGUUCUUCAGUUCAUCACCAGACUGGCUUUGCUCAUCCAGGUGCAGGAAGGUGGAUAAGGCACAGCUUGGAAGGACAGAGACCUGCAAGCUCUUCUUUGUGCUUGUAUUUUAUGGAAUUCUUCCACCUACCUGACUGUGUUCUUAUCUGCUUGGUCAGAAACACCUUAGGAGUUGACUUUGAGAAUGAACGGUGAUGUUCUCUAGCCCCCCAUAACAUCAUACUGCAGCUGCCUCCUAUAUCAAGUCCUACUUCAAUGUGCUGCAGCUCAUCAGGACCUUGGAUCUUCUGCAAAUAGAGACUGGCAGCAGUCAACAGUCAGAUAUGACUGUCCAGAAACUGGUAGCCACAGCUGUGUUGGUAGCCCUGGUCUCACUUAUUCUUAACAAUGCAGCUGCCUUUACUCCCAAUUGGGUAUACCAGACCCUGGAGGAUGGGCGUAAGCGCAGUGUGGGGCUGUGGAAGAUGUGCUGGCUGGCAGAGAAGGGAAGAGGAGGAGGUGCAGGCACGGGCACCAGACAUGGGCAAGGGGAGGAGCGAGAGUGUGAAUCCCUGGGCUGGGGUUCAGAGUCAGCUGGGUUCCAGGAAUCUCGUAGCACUGUCAAACUGCAGUUUGACAUGAUGCGGGCCUGUAACCUAAUCGCUACCGUCGCCUUGACUGCUGGUCAGCUCAUUUUCGUCUUGGGCCUAGUGGAACUGCCUGUUAUUUCACAGGAUGUCCAGUGGUGGGAGGAAGCCAUAGCUGCUGUGUUCCAACUUGCCAGUUUUGUUCUGGUCAUUGGAUUGGUAACUUUCUACCGUAUAGGGCCCUACACCAACCUGUCCUGGUCUUGCUACCUGAACAUUGGGGCCUGCCUCCUGGCCACACUGGCAGCCGCCAUCCUCAUAUGGAACAUCCUUCACAGGCGGGAGGACUGCAUGGCGCCUCGGGUCAUUGUCAUUAGCCGCACCCUGACUGCUCACUUCCGCCGGGGGCUGGAGAAUGACUAUGUCGAGUCACCAUGCUGAGAGCAUGUGCUUGAAAAAGGAGAGUCCUCUGAGAAGACUUGCAUUGGAAUUGUUUUCUAUAAGUAUACACUGUAAUUUAAAACUAAGUGUUGAAGGACAUCACAAAGCUCACUUCUUUUGAAAAGAGGCCCUCAAUUAUUAUUUGAAUGGGCUCCAUCUAUCUAUAUAUGUAUAAUACACAUAAUUAUAUAUAUAUUAUACAGCACCCCUCUUCCUCUACUGUACAGUGGAAAUAUAUUAGAUUGUCAGCACAAGCAUCCUGAUAGAACUUUACAGCCAUCUGCCAGGAGCUUUCAACUGUGGCAGGGGCAGAGUGAGUGUGGUCAGGGUACUGAAAGUGGGAAAAGGACAACCUACUACUUUAAAUUCUUCCCUUAUUUUGAAUGAAGUUAUUCUGCUCCCUAAUAAUGCCACAAGCUCAAGGGCUCAGCUGUGUUCACAAUCCUCCUUUGGACCCAAUAGAUAGACAGUCUGACAGAGCAGGAAACUUGUCAUGGGUGUCAAAAUUUACAACAGCAUAGUUUGGGCUCAGGUAAUGUUUCUUUUAAGGUGGUGAGCCUGACCUACCCAAUUUUUAGGAACAUCUAAUUUGGCUGUAACAUUUAUUCCACACUGAAGCAUGGAACACAAUCUAUAACCCCAGAAGCAAGUAAUAUAAUUCUAGCCAUUUGUAAAUGAUAUGAGUGCAAAAAAAUUAGUGUGUGUGUUUUCAGACACUAUUUUGUCCUUAAAACUCCUUUGGGAGUUUUUAAGUUAAUUUUGCAGGCAGCUAGAGGUGCCAUUAACAUUGAAAGAGAGGUACACAGCUAAAACUCCCUACCCACUGUGCUGAAAGUGCACUCCAUUGUUUACACUGUGGGUUAAUAUCCAUGGGAAGAGGUUUUACCGUGACCUCCCCAUACCCCCAAAUAUACGAUUAACUUAUUUUGUCAGAAAUGGCUACUAUGAAUGAAUAUACUAAAUUCUUUUCCCACAAAGUAUGCAGACUUGGCAUGCAAUUUUCAAACUUGGGUGCCUAAUUCAGCAUGCUCAUUCUGCACUUACUGACACAUUGGCACCUAAAGCAGAUACUUGGGAGCAGAACUGCCUAUCAGAGCACCUAAAUUUGAGAAGUGGGCAUUUAAGAAUUGAUCCUUGCAGGUCAGACCCCUCAGUGCCAAAUAAAUUGGUGGGACCUGAAGGUAUUCAGCACCUUGCAAGAUCAGACCUCUAGUGCAUAAGUGUGAUGCUAUACAGCAUGACGGCUCAUGUCAACAAUGUGCAUGUAAUAUCAGGCAGCCAACCAGCAAGCCAAAAACUACACUGCAGAAGUCCCUAAAUACAAGAGUUAGAAAAGGACAAGCAGCAAUGAGAGAUGCUACCUUGAUCAUACUCACUGAUAAGACUGAAUGACUAUGAGCUGCAAACAUUAUAAAAUCUCUCUCUGAGGCUGUUGUGCUGCUCGCAGCUGAAUUCUCUGCUUUUCAUCUUUGUUACUGUCUCCUUUAUAUUUUGCUUCACUUCGUUGAAAAGUGAUCAAGUGGCUCUUGAGUUCUAUUCUGCACCCAAAUUCUCAUGUAAUAAAGAAUGCAGCCCCAGUUGCCACUCUGCACGAUGCCCAAAGUCAGUAGCUCUCUACAGAGCUUGAUGCUCUAGAAGCAAGGACUUCUAGAAUUCAGCACCCUAUAAUACAUUGCUCUAGAAAGCAGAGUUCUAUAAAGCGGAUAAGUUUUUUCUUACACCAGUUUAUAAAAACCAAGAGAAGUUUGUUUCCAUUUUCCUGACUUAUUUUACAGAAAAGCAAGGUAUUUUCUAAAAAUAAUUGUGGUAUAAUUACAGUUUUUAAAAAUAAAGUAUUGGAAUAUUUAAGACAUAUUAUUUCAGUUAAUAUUGCAAUAUCGAUAUUAUAAUAUGUACAUUAAAAUUUAAGUCACCUAUGUGGUCAGUAGCAUUGUAAUACUUAGUAUUACUGUGUUUAUUUUAAAUGUAUAAAUAAAGUGGUGAAUGUUCAAUUCCCUUUAGAUGAUGUACUUUGUAUUUGAAUGGCAAAUAAUAAGAUCUAUCAUUAUCAAUCAUGUUUUGUCUGUUUAACAAAAGAGAAUCCACAUGGUCAGAAUGUUUUAUUUGCAAAUCUGUCCUUGAAAAGCGAUGGCUAUCCUUCUGCAACAUUUGAAAACUAAGUAUUUUCAUCAGUGGUGCACUGUGAUAACAAGUUACAAGGUGUGUGUUUAUUCCAGACAUCUGAAUCCAUCAGGUGCACUGAAAGGCCCAAGGCCAGAGGCCAAGUGUUUUCAACAGACCAAGAAGUGAAGAUGUUUAGUUAAGUCCUGACUUGUGCAGCUGUACAAUAUGCCUGAACAACUGCAUCUUUCAGCACACAUUAAUAUUUUCAUAAUAUUAUGUCCAUUUUGUCCAUUUUGUAAUGAAUCAUGAUUCCGGUUAGAUGUAUUCAAUACACCAUAAUAUCAUCUACCUGUAGUAGGAAGGAAGCCUGAGACAUAAGCCCUUUAUCCAAGACCUGGUGUGAGGCCUGAACAAAAGUAGAGGUCAGGCUUUGCUGAUAUAGAGCAUAGUAGCAAAGUUAGCAGAGGUCAGGCUCUGCCUGCUUGCAAGCUCACAGAACCUGGAAAGAACAGGCCUGGUAUUGCAAAAAACACAUACAUUCCUAAAAAAGGCUAGGCACAGGACACUCACACAAACCCAUUCCAGAAGGAUGGUACCAGAACAGCCUGACAGUCAAUAUGGUACAAAAUGUCCCCUGCCCCCAAAGAUAAAAAGAACACACUGAUCUCUCUUAAAGAUGAGGUCAGGAUGACAGUGUGAUGAAUAGAGAUGUUUUGAUCAAGCCAAGAUAUGCAAGGUAAUGGGUGGUAACAAGCCACAUGAGGGGGCAGUAACUAACU